GUUAAAGAACUUAUUGAUACAUUCCCACGUGAAAAUUCAGAAGAUCAAGACAUUCUUGGUCUUGCGGAAACUAUUAGAGCACAAUAUAAGAAAGCUUGUGCACUUUUAAAGAUAUCAUCAGUCAAUCCCUAUGGUGCUGACGUAUCUUUUUAAAAACCUAACCAUUUUCAAAUCUAAAGCCAACAUGGAAAAUGCAUUCAAACUUCGACAGCAACUUGACAGCAUAAUAACUUAUGUCUCACCUUUGUUGCCACUCGCAAAUUGUCAUAUGGUGGAAUUUUUCACUCAUAACCAUUGGGAGAACCUGUUACCAUCAGACUUAAGACAAUAUUUAGAUAACCAAGAAUUGAAUGAUGCUACUGAUCAGUUCUGGAAAUGUGCUAAGGGGAAACAAGAUGACAAAAAUGAGCUAACAAAGUGGGUGCUCAGUUGUCAAUGUCACUGUGUAAGCUUGAACAAUGACUACUGCAUCUCAAGAACACAACUUCAAGAGAAGAUUAAAUCAUGGGGAGGAGAUAUUAAACCGGAAGUACGGAUUAAAGAAUUCAUGACCAGCAAGAAGAGCUACGAAGUUCAAACUAUGUCGAAUCUCGUUGCAUCACUUUUCAGUGCAAGUGGUUCAACCCAUUGCGUUGAAGCUGGUGGUGGUAAGGGACACCUUCCCGUUGCAUUAACCCUGGCGUACCACCUGCCUAGUUUGACGGUGGAUUGUGAUCAUCGCACUAUUACUAAUGCUGAAAGCAGGGUUAAGAUCAUACAGAAACAAUGGCAUGCAAUAGCAAAGAAGAUAAAAGACGGCAGCGAAGAAAGUAUUUCGGAAAGUAUCAACUCCGAUUUGCAUCGAUUUGCGUCCGCUUUCAUCACAGAGGACACCGAUCUAGCAGCGAUCCUGAGAGAAAAGUUUCCAGAACAUUCCGACGCUGAUAUAAGACUACUUUUAACUGGGCUGCACACCUGCGGCAACCUGGGCCCGUCGUCGCUGCGUAUCCUGUCGUCCCGCGCGCACGUCAGCGCCGCGCUCACCGUGCCGUGCUGCUACCACCUGCUGCACGAGGACACCGACCACCAGCUCGUGGACGUGUUCCAGCGGGACCGGAUACCCGUGGCCUCGGGGCGCGGGUUCCCCAUGGCGGAACAUUUGAGAGGAUAUAAUCUAGGUCGUAACGCCCGAAUGCUCGCCGCCCAGUCGAUAGAUCGCGUCGUCCAUUACCAACAGCUACCCGAUAAGAGUCUGCUGUACCGAGCUAUGCUUCAGGUAAUCAUCAAAACUCAUUUACCUGACUUACCUUUGUCGGAAGGGAAGUUGAAGGGAGUAGGAGCGAAAUGUAAAGAUUUCAAAGAAUAUUUCAAAACGGCAGACGGUCUUCUUAAACUUGGUCUCUAUGAUAACUUACCUGAUACUUACCUGAUGGAUUUAGGUAAAAAUAUGAAUUGCCAGUGGAAAAAAAUCGUUCUGUUUUACCUUGUAAGGUUAUGUUUGGCGCAAGUUAUUGAGAAUGUUAUUUUAUUAGAUAGAUUAUUGUAUUUAUAUGAGAAUGGUUUUGAAAAGGUUUAUUUGGUGAAAUUGUUUGACCCCGUGCUGUCGCCGCGAUGUCAUGGUAUAGUAGUUGUAAGAUGAUUAUGUUUAUAAAU
Molecule: messenger RNA, 1632 nt
Organism: Vanessa atalanta (red admiral)
Lineage: Eukaryota; Metazoa; Arthropoda; Insecta; Lepidoptera; Nymphalidae
Product: probable methyltransferase-like protein 25
Exons: 8
Coding region: 131-1618 (495 amino acids)
Source: RefSeq, a predicted model, not a curated record